Cercospora beticola is the source of this 3598-nucleotide messenger RNA. RefSeq lists its product as uncharacterized. Lineage: Eukaryota; Fungi; Ascomycota; Dothideomycetes; Mycosphaerellales; Mycosphaerellaceae. Gene Ontology annotation, biological process: cell redox homeostasis. Gene Ontology annotation, cellular component: cytosol; mitochondrion. The record is from RefSeq and is a predicted model, not a curated record. Gene Ontology annotation, molecular function: protein binding.
CGAACCUCACACGGAUAUCGAUGGCCUAAUCCGCCAGCCAAACAACUGCACCUCAGCUCCCGGUUUGUUGGCCGCGACCAAUCCGAGAAGGGGUUUUCGCUUUCCCAGCGGCCGCUGAGGAUCGCCCUCAGCACAGCAGGCCAAAGUCCAGCAAGCAGAACAAAGACCGUCCCUCGACCGCAGACACCCAGUCCACCGCCGGCCGAUCUUUGGAUAGCAGCAGAUCGGGAAAGAAGCCAAAGCCAGAGAAGAAGUCCGCCGCUCAAUUGUCUUCAAGGUCUUGGGUAACUGCAUUCACGCGCGAGAGGAAACCUUCCCUGCCGGCGUCCGAUACAUCGUCUCUCGCUCCUCGUUCAGCUUCAAUCUCGACAUUCGGAUCAUCGCCUCACGAUUCAUUCGAUCUCUCGAUAUCGCUUUCAUCCGCCAAGUCGAAAUCCUCCUCACGGCCGAAACACGUGCCUAUCGUCAUUCCCAGCGAGUACUCCUACGUUCCUUCGGAAUCUGAGCCCAGUUCCGGAUCCUUCACCUUCUCGACACCGAGUAGCGUUUCACCAACAUCAUCGCACGCACCGACACUACCAUCUGUCGAGGCGUGCCCUCCUAGCACCCGUACAGCACCGAGGCAUGUGCCCAUAGAGAUCACAUAUCGUCCAGAUUGGGCUGUUCCGAGCCAGAAAGACCGCGAUAGCCCAUCGCCACGAGAGCCGCUACUGGAAUUUCCUGCGCUCGAGCUAGCGCCCAUUUCGCCUUUCACCAUGUCUGCCACGCCCGAGUCAAGUCGAGCGAACACCAUGGACUCCAAUGCCUCUCGGCCAACGUCGGGUCAGCUGUAUCCCCCUAGUCAAAAUGGUUCGCGCUCAAAUAUCAGUGCGCACAGCAGCCAAGUCAGCCUGGUUGGCAUGCGGUCAGAAUACGAGUCUGCUUCAGAGGCCGAGUCGACACAGGGUGACGAUGGUCCUGGGCAACAUACACCUUCACAGUCUGUCAGCUCUGCAAAUCCCCAAACUGCACCAGCGUCGUCAAGUUCUGCCGGGCUGUCUGGAUUGGUAUGCAACGUGCAUCGUACAACUGGUCGCGAACCACUUCCCCUUGUCGGUGCGACCACUACUGUGCUAGGGGACAAGCUCUACGUCUUUGGCGGCAGGCGGCUCUCACGCACGAAACCGCAGUUGACCGCAAAUCUGUAUGAACUCGAUCUCAUUCGCCGGCACUGGACGAAGCUGGAAACAAUAGGUGACAUUCCACCACCGCGAUACUUUCACAGCGUCUGCGCGCUUGGCGACACAAAGCUGGUGUGCUACGGCGGCAUGUCUCCAGCACCUCCGCCAGAGGCAGCAUCUGAUGCGCAACCUGAAGUUAUCGUUAUGUCCGAUAUUCACAUCUACGACGUGCCAAGUCAGAAGUGGACGAAGGUCAACACACCGGAUGCCCCGCAAGGUCGAUACGCCCAUUGUGCCUCAAUAUUACCAUCAUCAGCAGUAUUCGCAUCUCGCGACGCGCCCAUGUCUGCAAUUCAUCACAAUCCGGAGGGAGAAAAUCCAAACGAGGGAACCCUCGGCGUCGAUCUAGAUGGGACGGGCGGCGCAGAGAUGAUCGUGGUCGGUGGACAAGACUCCGCAAACCACUACAUUGAGCAAAUUAGCGUCUUCAAUUUGCGAAGUCUGAAAUGGACGGGCACAACAGGCAUGGGACGUAGCUGCGGUGCGUACCGCAGCGUUGUCACGCCAUUGACCACGAUGAGUGCAACACAAAUCGGUGCCGGACCUCACGCUCAAGCUGACAUGGAUGAGGAUGAUGAGGAACCGACUACGAUUGGCUCUGGUUCACCGAUGCUGAUAUACUCCAACUACAACUUCCUGGAUGUGAAACUGGAACUGCAAGUACGACUUACGGACGGGACUCUCAUAGAGAAGCCCAUGCAGACAGUCGUUUCACCACCUGGUCUUCGCUUUCCAAACGGCGGCAUCAUCGACAACCACUUCGUCGUGUCUGGUACUUUCCUGACUUCGUCGAAGCAGGAAUACGCGCUUUGGGCUCUCGAUCUGCGCACACUGACAUGGAGUCGCAUCGAUGUUGGUGGCAGCAUUUUCAGCCAAGGAAGCUGGAACCGUGGUGUCCUUUGGUCACGACGCAACGCGUUCGUGAUCCUGGGCAACCGCAAGCGAAGCCUGGUCGAUGAUUACAACAAUCGUCGCAUCAACUUUUCAAACAUCUGCGUAGUCGAGUUGGAAGCCUUUGGGUUAUACGAGAACCCGCGGGUCGCAGAACCCACCUCUGCGUACGUAUCUGCUAGCGCAAUCCCAAGCGUGUUGCCGCAGCGCGUGCCACAGUCCAAGGAUGAUGCCGCUUUCGGUCGUCUGCUCUCAGCGGCUGCAGAAGACAUUGGGCAGCUAGCGCUGGGUGUGCGGGAGCUUGCAGAUAUGGACUUCCUCGCUAUUGAUGGAACGCGGGUGCCCGUCAAUUCGCGACUGAUCUCUCGGAGAUGGGGUCCGCACUUCAUCACGCUUCUUCGAGAGUCAUUGAUGACGGCUGAAAAUGGCGCUGAUACCGCCACACUGCGCGCAACCGCUGCAGGACACCCUUCUCGGAACUCCAGCAUCACCAUCACACCUUCACUGAGCUCUGCCACCUCGGGCGCGACGACUCUAACCAAUAACUCCAAUCUCACGGAUACGAGUCUACCAGACACGCGUAAUGCCCCAGCAACAUCGCGGCCACGUCUGCUGUACCUACCGCAUACGGCACCAACACUGCAUGCAUUGUUACACUACCUCUACACUUCGACGCUACCCUCGCCGCCACAUCCACUGGCUACGCCGCAAAUUUUCUGCUCGCUCCUGCAACUUGCACGACCAUACAAGAUCGACGGCUUGCAAGAAGCCACGAUCGAGCGCCUGCAUCAAUGUCUUGACGGCCGCAAUGCUGCAGCGAUCUUCAACGCUGCGGCCAUGGGUGCAGGGGGUGGUGACAGUGUCCAUUUCGCCGCAAAUGCUCGCUCAAUUCAUCAAAGUGAUAUUCCUGUCCGAACGGCCAGUCUUGCUGGCCUGGAAGGUCUGCUGAAUGGCGAUCAGACUGCCAACCCUCGAUCGCUGUCAAGCUUGCGCAUUGACACAGACAUGGCCAACGGUCGCAGCGUUCGCAACACGCUCAGACCCGGCCCACGUGCCGCUGAGGACACGGACGAGGAACCCAUGAGUGCAUCAUCAACCGCGAGCAUGAGUGAGAGCGAGUAUUCUACUCGUAGCAACAAGGACGUUCAAGACGUAUGGAACGGCGCCCUGAGCUCUGUCGUCGGUUUGCAGAAGCGCGGUCUGCGAGGACUGAUGGAAGGCCGCCGCAUGCGCGAGAAAGGCCGAGAUGGAUUUGGCGAAGGUCGUGUGGGACUAGGAAUUGCGGCCAACUAGAGCUGUGUCUACGUGAUGACGAUGGAAAUGUCGCUGAAAAUGGCUGUUCGGGAAUGACUUUGCUGGUGUUGCUGCUGUUAGAGAUGCCAAUAACUUCACAUGGCGCCGUAGCUCGGUUUUCGCACGUGUACAAGGCGUGCUGCAAGAUAUCCUAAAUAGCGUUAUGAUUCGCAGAGAUUCUGCUUCAAUACCCA